CUUUAUGAGUGACAAGUAGCACCUUGAAGUGCACAAGUAGCACCUUGAAGCGCUCCAGAAGGCCUCCGUCGGGUGUGCGGGCUGUUUCCCCCCUCCCCAGGCUCCUAGAAAGCCUCUGGAGCCUGGCGAGGGUGAAAAAAAAGUGUGCCAAAAGUGAAGGGGGAGUGAUGGUUAUGUGCGCAUGUGCAUAGGGGAGAAGUGCACAUAUGCACACUGGGGUCAUGUGCAUAGCAUGAUGGGUGUGGCACCCGUGCACAACCCCCCUGUGCUCCCCCCACUUUUUGAACGCGAUCCAAAAAAGGUUAGUCCUCACUGGGUUAUAUCAUCAAACCAUAUAUUCCUAUAUUUUUAGAAAAUCAUCUAUUGUACUCAGAAUUAUCUCAAAUACCCUGCCACCACAAGUAUCUAAUACAAGUUCUUUUCUACAUGUCUUACUCAAGUUGUGACCACAAUUGAUCGCAGUAUUUAUGUUGUUACGUGAAUUUUAUCCCAUUUUACGACCUUUCUUGCCAUUGUAACUUUGAACGGUCACUAAACGAACUGUUAUAAAUUGUUAGGAGGCAGGGAAAUCAGCAUAUAAUACAUAUAAAAUUAUACACACCCUACCUACCUUAGAAGUCACCAGACUUAAAACAACUUUGGGCAGCUUACUUUUUUUAAAAAAAGUAGGAAAAAUAUAUACAAAUAAAAGACAGAACACAAAGUGUAACGUUUCUGUCGCUUGUGGCACAUUUCAAUGUGCCACAAGAUCGGAAGUAGAUCAGCUGGGUUUAGGGAAGCCUAUUUAGAAUCAUACAGAUCGAUACUUUCAGCCGCACCUAUCCAGAUCUAACCUCAAACACUACCGCAGUUCUAUCAAAACAACUUUUCACAAAUCUGUUGCAGUCUCCAAUUCCGACAGUAGAUGGAACCUAAGCAAAAAAAAAAAAAAGCCCAGAGACACCAUCUACGAAUGUACCAUCUUUCCGGGGAGGGUCGGGGCGCCUUUGUGACCGACUGCAAGCGAGUCGGUCUUCGCAUCAUUAAAUUAGGAAUCGGAACGAUACACGUGUAAGAAACUCCCUUACGACCUUUCAAAGAUACCGAUCCAUCGGUAAUCACCAUCGCGUUUUCCGCCCCUCCUGGAAAAUGGUAUUUCCCCAACCUGGCCGCGGAAGAGAGAAAGGGAAGCGUGACGUUCCCAAAUCCAGCCACCCUUGAGACGCGCCGUUCCGUACUGUACUCCGGUUUUUCCUCCUCCUGCUCCCUCCCACUUACAGUAUUUUCCGUCUGGUGUUGCCUCAGUCCCGCCCAGCCGUGGGACACGUCGCCCCUGCAAGAGGAGCAGCUGUGGAAAGAGCAACAGCGGCGGCGACCCUUUUCGGACGGUGAGUCGGAAAGAAAGCUGGGCAGUCGUCGAAGGUGCUGACUUGGGGAGAUGCAGAAGUUCCUCAGUGCAUUUUGAUAUGGUCAUUUAAAAUGGAUAUGGAAGAGCAGGAGUUGCUUGGCGAUUAUAGGUACAGAAAUUAUUCUUCAGCAAUUGAUAAAGCUUUGAGGAACUUUGAAUCUUCAAGUGAAUGGGCAGAUCUCAUAUCUUCUCUUGGGAAACUCAACAAGGCUCUUCAAAGUAAUUUGAAGUAUUCCCUUUUACCAAGACGCUUGAUUAUCAGUAAAAGAUUGUCCCAGUGUUUACACCCAGCAUUACCUACUGGAGUGCAUAUAAAAGCACUGGAAUCCUAUGAAGUAAUAUUUAAAAUUAUUGGAACAAAAUGUCUUGCAAAGGACUUAUUUCUCUACAGUUCAGGCCUUUUUCCAUUGCUUGGUGUUGCAGCAUUGUCAGUGAAACCCGUCUUGCUCGAUUUGUAUGAAAAUUAUUUUCUCCCACUUCAGAAAUCUCUCCUGCCAAGUCUUCAGGCCUUCUUAAUUGGCCUUUUGCCUGGUUUGGAGGAAGGAUCAGAAUUCUAUGACAGGACUGAUGCUUUGCUUGUGAAGUUGUCCCUUGUAAUUGGAAAAGAAGUGUUUUAUUCUGCCUUGUGGGCCAGUGUCUUGGUUAGCCCUUCUGUAAGACUACCUGCUUCCCUUUUUGUUGUCAAUCAUAUCAACAGAGCAAUACCUGGAAAGCAGCAGAAUUAUAUAAUGGGGACUGAUCCUAAUCUCACAAUACAAGCUAUUUGUGUGUCAAUGCUGGAUUCAAAUGUUCUUGUACAAAGAAACACUUUGGAAGUAGUUCUCUUCUUUUUCCCAUUAUAUUCUUCUUUGGACCCAAAUGAGAGUGCUAUUCCACUGCAUAGGUCUGAUUUGGUUCAUCUUCUGUCAGCAGCUGCACAGACUCUCUUAAGAAGAGAUAUGUCACUAAACAGAAGGCUAUAUUCAUGGUUGCUAGGCUCUGAUAUCAAAGGGAAAGCUUCUGUACCAGCGUUAUCCAUUAAUGCAUCCUUAGAAGAUUAUGCCCACAGUUUUUUUGAAAAAUACUCCAAAGAACUUUUAGUUGAGGGUUUAAUUGAAAUACUACAUCAGAAAUUUUCAGAAUCUGACUUAGAAGAACAGCACCAUGCAUAUUUGAAGCCAUUUCGCAUUCUCAUAAGCCUACUUGACAAGCCUGAAAUAGGCCCAUUAGUCAUUGCGGACUUAUUUCUUGAAGUGAUCAGAGCAUUCUAUAGAUAUUGCAAAGAAACACUGGGUUCUGAUCUUAAACUAAGCUAUAGUCAAACUGGGAAUGUCCUUACAAGUGCAAUAAAAGAAAACAAGAAUGCAUCUGAGAUUGUUAAAACAGCUAACAUGUUGAUCACAUCCUUAAACACAGAUUUUCUGUGGGAUUAUAUGACCGGAUGCAUUGAGGACUGCUUAAGCGACAAAAAUAAAUCCACACAGACACAACUGCUAACUAAUGGUGCAACAAUUUCAGAACUCUGCACACUAACAGUGUUUCUUCUAGAUGUGAUACCACUGGAACUUUAUUCUGAAGUACAGUCUCUGUAUCUGCCACAAAUGCUCAACUGUAUGGUACAAAGUCUUCUUGAAAACAUGGAAGUACUAAGUUUAUCAGAGUUCACAUACAUGUUAAGAACAUGUUUUAAAGUGCUUAGUAAAGUGCAAAUGCCAUCUGCCUACCUGAGUACUGAAACUGGAAGCUCAGACUCUAGUCCUGUAAAGGAAGACAACCAGGAAAUAAGUUCAGAAUCCAAGGUACUAGAAGAUGAAGAAGACAUUCCUUUACCUUCAAUAAAAUCUGAAGACAGCGGCAUUGCUCUUAGUGCUUCAUCUCCUGAACUGUUACAGCAUUUGAGGAUGCCUAGGAUAAUCCCUGACAAAGAUGAUGUCUGGAAAAAGGGUGGAAGCUUGCAGAUGACUUUGCACUAUAUCCAGGAACUGGUUGCCAAAUUUGCCAGUAAACAUAUAUUUGAGAUUCAUUUACAGAAUUCCAAUAAUGACAAUGUUUCAAAAGUCCAUGUCAGUCAAGGAAACAACAAAGAUAAUAAUUACCAAGUUGCCAUAAAUACUGAGGACAAAAGGCACUUGUAUGACUCCAGGCAGAUAGUGGUGCCUCAGUUGAAGCAAAUGCUAUCAGAUUUCUUCACCGUACGAGGAUCACCUUUUAAACAGAAAGGUUUGAAGCCUUCAUCCCCUUCUGAUGAAUGUGAUAAUCCAAGGGAUAAAGAAGAGAAAGAUUGGGACCUUGAUCGAGUUACAUUUGAUUUGGGAGCUACACGAGAGGAUUGCAGAGAGACCUUUUCAGCUCUGUGCUAUCUCUUACUGGAUUGCACUACGUUUCCGGUCUAUCUUUCUGAAGAAGAAUCUGAACUGUUGUAUUUGUCACUCUUUCAAGUGCCUGGAGGCAGUGAAUCCAGUUUUCCUUUGUGGCUUAAAUCCUUGAUGACAAUAUGUUGCUGUGUUAAUGACUGCUACAUUCAGAAUUUGGCCAUUUCUGUUCUGCUAGAAGUAAUCAACCAUUCCCAGUCACUGGCAUUGGUUAUUGAAGACAGAAUUAAACGAUAUAAAAUUCCUGGGCAAAACCCCUUCUUUGGAAGACUGCAGAUGGUCACAAUUCCUCCUAUUGCUCCUGGAAUCCUAAAGCUAAUUUCAGAAAAAACUGAUUUCUAUCAGAGAGUUGCUCAGGUGCUUUGGAAUCAGCUAAACAAAGAGACACGAGAACAUCACAAUACCUGUGUAGAACUGUUCUAUCGUCUGCAUUGUCUAGCUCCAUCUGCUAAUAUCUGUGAAGAUAUUAUCUGCCUUGCAUUACUGAAUCAUGAUAAAUGUAUGCGGCUGGAAGCACUGUUCAGAUUCUCCGUCAUGUGGCAUUUGACUAGAGAAAUUCAGGGCAAUAGAACUACAUCCCACAACCGAUCUUUUGAUAGAUCCCUGUUUGUUGUCCUGGAUAGUCUAAACUAUUCAGAUGGAGCAAUUAGUGCUGCAGCACAGGGUUGGUUGAUACGAGCACUCUCACUUAACGAUGUUACAAGAAUUCUUGAACCUGCUCUUCUGCUUUUAUUACAUCCCAAGACACACCGUGUCUCCCUUCAAUGUAUCAAGCAGAAAAACUCAGAAGAAGACAUGUCUCUAUGGUAUACAAAGAACACCUUCUUUCAGGAAUCAGUGAAGUCUCAAGUUCUGUGUGAAAGCAGUUCUGAAGAAACUUUGUCACUGAGCCAAUUCACAGUUGUGGAUAGAGAAGCUAUAUGGGCUGAAGUUGAAAAAGACCCAGAGAAAUCUCUAUUAAAAAAUGAGUUCUUUGUAAACAAACCUUGUCUGUAUGCUGAAUCACUACUAGAAAUGGGCAAAGAUGAGAGUGAACACACUGAAUCUGCUGAUACCACUACUGGGCCUUUGGACAGUGAUAAUACUUCAUCAUUUUCACAUUCUCCUGAACAGCAAGAUCUGAUCCGUGAGGAGAAUAAUAGUGCCUCAACAGAUGGCAAAAACAGUAUGAAACAUACUGGUUCUUCUAAUGUUUAUCCUGCUGAUAGUUCAAAAUCAAGUGCUGUGAUAAACUUAGUACGUACUGAUUCUGAUAGAACCCGGGCAUCAGAAUCUCUCUCAAGUGAUGAUGAAAUGGAUUUGGAACUUCAAGCACUUAUAACAUCUAGAUUACUAAAGCAACAGAAAGAAAAACAGGAGAUGGUUGAAGCUCUCUUUAAACAUGUUCUCUUAUACCUACAACCAUAUGAUUCAAAAAGGGUUCUGUAUGCAUUUUCUGUGCUCGAAGGGGUGCUUAAAACAAAUCCUAAAGAGUUUAUUGAAGCUGUAGUAAGCACUAGCAUGGAUACAAGUUCCACAGCUCAUUUGAAUUUAAUCUACAAUCUUUUAGCUCGCCACCAGGAAUCACUUGUGGGACAGAGCUUCUAUGGAAAACUUCAAAUUCAGUCGCCAACAAUGUGUCCCCAUUCAUUAUUAAUAGAAUUGUUAAUGUAUCUGUGUUUAAGUUUCCUACGUUCUUAUUAUCCCUGUUAUUUGAAGGUGACUCACAAAGAUGUGCUUGGCAAUAGAGAUGUCCAAGUCAAAAGUGUUGAAGUAUUGAUCAGAAUGGUGACUCAACUGACAACAAUGGCCAAAUCAACAGAGAACAGGAAUAUAGAAUUCAUACGCAACUUGCUUGGAAGAUGCAAAAUUCAAGAGUUUGUCCUUCUUUCUAUCUCUGCUUCUAUGUAUAUUAGUCAAAAAUGCUAUGAAUGUAUGUUAGCUAAUAAGACUAAUGGUUUAAGUGAACACUAUAUCCUUGAGGAAAGUCUUAUCAACUUUGGUCAUGAUCAGAUUUGGAGUGAACAGCCUUUACAAAUUGAAUUACUUAAACUUUUGCAAGUGUUAAUAGUGUUGGAGCACCAUCUUGGGCAGACUCAAGAGGAACAGGAAAAUCAGCCAGCCCUGUCUAAGGAAUGGCAAAGGGCUCUUAGUUUUCAGGAAGCCAUCAGUGCUGUGCAAUACGUGCAUCCACACCCUAUAACUUCUCAGGGGUUGUUUGUGUCUGCAGUAGUUCGAGGCUGGCAGCCAGAAUACGGCUAUGGCAUGCAUCCGUCUUGGGUCGGCUUGGUUACAUACUCUUUGCCAUACUUUGGAAAAUCAUUAGGAUGGACAGUAGCCCCAUUUAUUGUACAGAUAUGCAAGAAUCUGGAUGAGCUUGUCAACCAAUAUGAGCAUGAAGUCCUGAAGAUGUCAACUAAAAUAUCAGCAAGCAUAAAUUAUAAAAGGGAGAACAUUACACCAGAUUAUCCUUUAACUCUUUUGGAAGGACUUACAACCAUUGGCCAUUUUUGUCUUCUGGAUCAUCCAAACCAAACCAAAAAGUCAUGUUUUAAUGCUGAUCCAACAAGUCUAAAAAAUGCUAGGAAUGCCAUUUUGGAAGAGCUUCCUCAAAUUAUUAACACCAUGUCUCUCCUCUGGAAUGUCAUUAAAAAGGAAGAGUCUCAAAAAAGGCCAUCUGAUUUCCUAGGCGUAAAAGGCUGUUCAUCGAUUUAUUUCAAAGCAACAAAAAUAUUAAAGAAUAAAAUCCUAGACUUCUUGAAUCCCCUCACUGGACAACUUGGUGUGCAACUAAUAGCUGCAACAGCAGCAGUUUGGAGCAGUAAAAAACCUCGUAAAUAUCAAACAAAGAUGCCUCCUAAAGCUAAUACAUCACAGCUAAUAUUAGUUGAUCUUGUUUGUGCUCUCAGCACACUGAAGACUGACAUUAUACUGCAGCUAAUAAAAGAAGUUGUAAAGAAACCUUCUCAAAUUAAAGGCGAAGAGAAAUCUGCCCUAGUGGAUAUACCAGUGCUCCAGUUCUGCAAUGCUUUCAUUCAAAGACUUCCAGUUUCAGCCCUGCAGGAGAACUUCCAGUCGUUAUUAGGAGUUUUUAAGGAAUCUGUGCAAUUGAAUUUAGCACCACCUGGUCAUUUUUUGCUUCUCAGUACUCUGAAUGACUUUGUGACGAGAACGCCAAACCAGGAGAAUAAAAAGAAUCAAAAAGACUUACAGGAUGUAACUCAGAAAAUAUUGGAAGCGGUGGGAAACAUUGCAGCUUCUUCUCUAGAACAAACUAGCUGGCUCAGCAGGAAUCUGGAAGUGAAAGCUCAGUCUCAGAUCUCUUUAGAAGAACCCAAUGUGGAAAAUAAUCUGCAGGAUCAUUCCACAGUAUCAUCUGUUGUGUCUGCCUCUGCUCCAUCAGUAUACAGUGUUCAAGCUCUAACUCUCCUUGCAGAGGUUCUUGCUUCUCUCCUGGAUAUGGUUUAUCAAAGUGAUGAAAAAGAGAAAGCAGUCCCAUUAAUCUCACGCUUGCUCUACUAUGUGUUUCCUUACUUACGCAAUCACAGUGCCUAUAAUCUUCCUAGUUUCCAUGCUAGCACUCAGUUGUUAAGUUCCUUAAGCGGUUACGCUUAUACUAAACGAGCAUGGAAGAAAGAUGUUUUAGAUCUGUUUAUGGAUCCGGCUUUUUUUCAGAUGGAUACCUCAUGCAUUCACUGGCGAACCAUUAUCGAUCACUUACUAACACAUGAAAAAACUAUGUUUAAAGAUUUGAUGAAUAUGCAGAGUAGUUCCUUAAAACUUUUUCCAAGUUUGGAACAAAAGGCAAUGCUGUUAAAGCGUCAAGCCUUUGCUAUUUUCAGUGGUGAAAUUGAUCAGUAUCAUCUUUAUCUUCCUUUGAUACAAGAGCGGUUGACUGAAAACCUACGUGUUGGACACACUUCUUCAGUAGGUGCCCAGAUGUUCCUUUUUUUCAGGGUACUUUUAUUGAGAAUUUCCCCUCAACACCUAACCUCUUUAUGGCCAAUCAUGGUGACAGAACUGAUUCAAACAUUUAUACAGUUAGAGGAAGAUCUAACAGAUGAACCAGCAAAAAACAACAAAAAAAUGAGCAGACAGAAAGCAUCAUCAAAUGGCAAUGCUCGGUUACAUGGAGACAUACACCAAAAUGAAUUAACCUUGUAUUUAUCUGCCUGUAAAUUCUUAGACACAGCACUUUCUUUUCCAUCUGACAAGAUGCAGUUGUUUCAAAUGUAUAGGUGGGCCUUUGUUCCAGAGGUGGACAUGCAGAGUUUCAGCACGGUUUCAGAUGUAAUGGAAAGUCACCAGGAAUGCAAGCCUCAUGUUGCUAGAAUCAUGGAUUUAUUGAAGCUAAAAUAUGGGGAACAAAAUAUCAGUGAUGAGCCAACAAAAAAUUGUGAUUUUCCUCUUUUGGAUAUUCAUUCUGUAUCAAAUAUCACACAAUUAAUUCCAUUCUUUAAUACAUUAAACUCUGCUUUUAAAACUCAAAGUGGCAGAUUACUAAAUACAUGCAACUCCAAGUCUUUUAAAAACACCUAUCCCACCAGCAGUGGAACAAGAAUUUUGAAGCUGUUGGAAGAAUAUGUUGAGCAUGAUUUUAUAGAUAAUAUGGAAUCAUUGUAAGAUAUCUGUUCAGUUCUUAUAAUCAUCAGGUUUCAUUUUGCUAAAAUGUGAAAUGCUUGAAGUAACAUGCAACUUUCCCUUGCUUUACCAAAACAAAUUAGCUUAAGUUAAAAUGAAGAAUCAUUAUUUUUCAAUUAAAAUAAUAGUUUAAUUGAGAUGCUUGUUUAUGAAUGCAGAUUUGACUUUCAAUGUAAAAAAACCCCUUCUAUCAGGAAAUACAACAGUCUAUAUUUCUCAAAAGAUAAAUUCUUCUAAAGUCAAUUUAAUUCUGCUCUAACCAAGUUCUGCAUAGCAACUUAUUAAAACAAAUUUGCAGUUACAUUACUCAUGUUUUUCUGGCCCCAAAGUCAGAAAACACAUUUGCAAGAUUGAUCAGCCCUAAGUGGACCUUGCCAGAAAAUCAAUUCCACAGAAUAGUAAAACUUCCUACUUUUAUUGAGAUUAGCUAUAAUGGCAGAAUCUUGCCAGUUAGAUUGUUUUGUGAAUUAGUUUGCCUGAGGUGCUUCAAAACAUUGUCUUAUUCUUGCCUUAAUAAUGCUUCAACUCAUUUUGGCUAGAUAACAGAUUAUGCGUAAAUUCCAGCAAGGUCAUCCUUACUCUCUAUAGGUAGUUGACUCAUAGCCUGUGGAUCCCAUGAAAUUCCCUCUAUCCUAUUUCAACCCCACAUUGCCAUAAUCCUUUCCAAUUCAGUGUUAGGCCUAUGACUGUAAGCAAAAACAAUUUUUCUGCAAGUAAGCUUCACCAAACUCAAUGAUAGAUGCUUUUUCAGUAAAUAUUUUUAAGAUUUGUCUUUAUGUUUCCAUGAAUUUUAUGAAUAACCAUUCUAAAACUGGAGGGAAAUUUUACUUGGAAGUUUUAACUAAUUUAAAGCCAUUGUUGCCUUUUACCAUUUGAUAAAAUGAUACUUAAUU
This is a messenger RNA of Thamnophis elegans (Western terrestrial garter snake), 9251 nucleotides long. RefSeq names its product DOP1 leucine zipper like protein B (gene DOP1B). Gene Ontology annotation, cellular component: endosome; trans-Golgi network. Gene Ontology annotation, biological process: Golgi to endosome transport. Lineage: Eukaryota; Metazoa; Chordata; Lepidosauria; Squamata; Natricidae. Bases 1459 to 8340 code for a protein of 2293 amino acids. The transcript has 37 exons. The record is from RefSeq and is a predicted model, not a curated record.